AUGCGGGGAGCAGCCCGGGUGUCCGUGUCUCUGGGGUCGCUCAGUUUGCUCCGGCUCUUCGGGGUACCUUGGCCCUGGAGCUUGGCGGCCAGUCUGGGGGUCUACCUGGGCACCGGGGGAUGGAGGUUCCUGUAUGUGGUGGUGCGCACCGCCAGGCGAGACCUCAAUGGUCUGUAUGUGCUCCUGCGAGUGAAGUUGGCCCUCCAUCGCCACAUGUGCAAGGGCAGCACCAUCCCUUCCAUCUUCGCCCAGACGGUGGCGCUGCACCCGGACAAGCCGGCGCUGGUGUACGAGGCCACGGGGGAGACCUGGACCUUCUCCCAGCUGGACCAGCUCUCCAACGCGGUGGCCCACUGGGCGCUGAGCCAGGGCUGGGCCUCGGGCGAAGUGGUGGCCCUCUUCAUGGAGAGCCGCCCCAUGGUGGUGGCCCUCUGGCUGGGCCUGGCGAAGGUGGGCGUGGAGGCGGCGCUCAUUAACUUCAACCUGCGCCGCGAUUCGCUCCUGCACUGCAUGGGCGUGUCCGGCGCGCGGGGGUUGGUGUUUGGGGCGGAGCUUGCUGACGCGGUGCUGGAGGUGAGCUCGUCGCUCAGCCAGUCCAUGGUGCGGUUUUGCAGCGGGGAGCUGAGUCCGGACCGGCGGGCCUCCCUGUCUGCCCUGGUGCUGGACCCUCUGCUGGCCUCUGCCCCAUGCCUGCCCCCUCCCUGCGCCCACCGCAAGGGCUUCAACGAUCGCCUGUUCUAUAUUUACACCUCUGGAACCACAGGGCUCCCAAAGGCUGCCAUUGUGGUACACAGUCGGUAUUACCGUAUUGCUGCCUUCGGGUACCACGCCUUCCGCAUGCGCAGCGAUGACAUCAUCUACGACUGCCUGCCUCUCUACCACUCCGCAGGGAACAUCAUGGGAGUGGGUCAAUGCCUGGUCAACGGUCUCACCGUCGUGGUGAAAAAGAAGUUUUCAGCCAGCCGCUUCUGGGAUGACUGCAUCAAGCAUAACUGCACAGUGGUGCAGUAUAUCGGGGAGAUCUGUCGGUACCUGCUGUCCCAGCCCGUGCGGCCGUCGGAGAGGGGGCACCGGGUUCGGCUGGCGGUGGGGAACGGGCUGCGCCCCAGCGUGUGGGAAGCCUUCACCGAGCGCUUCCAGGUCGCACAGGUUGGCGAGUUCUAUGGAGCCACAGAGUGCAACUGCAGCAUCGCCAACAUGGAUGGCAAGGUGGGGGCAUGUGGGUUCAACAGCCGCAUCCUACCCAACGUAUACCCCAUCCGGCUGGUGAAGGUGGAGGAGGAGAAUAUGGCUCUGGUGCGGGACAGAGAGGGGCUGUGUGUGCCCUGCCGACCAGGGGAGCCAGGGCUGCUGGUGGGUCGGAUCAACCAGCAGGACCCACUCCGCCGCUUUGAUGGCUACGCCAGUCAGGACGCCACCAGCAAGAAGAUCGCCCACAACGUCUUCAAGAAGGGGGACUCUGCCUACCUGUCAGGUGACGUUCUGGUGAUGGAUGAGUUGGGCUACAUGUACUUUAGGGACCGCAGCGGAGACACCUUCCGCUGGAGGGGGGAGAACGUCUCUACCACGGAGGUGGAGGGGACCCUGAGCACCCUGCUGGGACAGACCGAUGUGGCCGUGUACGGAGUACCUGUACCAGGUGUGGAGGGAAAGGCGGGGAUGGCGGCCAUCGCAGACAGGGCGGGGCAGUUCGACUGUGACGCGUUUCUGCGAGAGGUUCAGCACGUCCUGCCCCCCUACGCCCGUCCCGUCUUCCUUAGGAUCUCCCCGCAGGUGGACACCACAGGCACCUUCAAGAUCCAGAAAACACGGCUACAGAGGGAGGGGUAUGACCCACGCCUUUCAACCGACCGGAUCUACUUCCUGAACUCCCGAGCGGGGCGUUACGAGGCUGUGAACGAGGAGUUAUACAGCGCCAUAGUGGAAGGCAGGAUGUCUCUAUGACAGACAGACACAGACUGCCAAUACCCUCCAGACUCUGCAUACGCAGCUCCUCUGAAUGGCUGGGCCUGUAAGAAAAGGGCAGCCAAUCAGGAGAGCAGAACGCAGUCCUCACCGUGCUGUCGGUAGGAGCAGCUGGCGUGUCUGCGGUGGAGCCAGACAGGCUUUUUGUGGGGACGGAUGCUGCUUCAGAUGGUUUCAUAGCAACAGUAGCUGUCACUCUGUUACCAUGACAGCGACAGAGGGACAGAGGGAACUGUGGGAGUCUCGGGGGAUUGGGGUGUGGGCUGGUACCCUCAGACAUGGCCACAGAACUGACUGUGAGGGUAAAGAUUUACCAACCACAAGCACAGAGGAGUGUUACCAUAGUGACAUGGUCAUCGUCUCUGUCAUAUACACAUACACGUGCAGAAACUCAUACACAAGGACACACACACUCACAGUCUUACACACAGGUACACACUCCUCAUGAAGUGCCUUGUCUCUCAGCCAGGCGUACUAAGGCCACUGUGUGGUUUUUCUGCUGCGUUCUCUGCAGGUCCAUUAUGGUCCGAUACCCAUGUUACCCGAGGUUUUGUGGGGGCGUAACUCCAGUCUAAACUCUGCUGACUCCCCCUUUGCAAGACAGCAGUGGGCAGCUGCCGGUGACACAGUAAAACCUCUCAGCGGAGCGUAGCAGCAUGCUAGGGUACAUAUCCACACGGCCAUUUUAGCGAUGCAGCCAAACGGUGGCCUGGAGGCGGGGCUUCAUGCGGCCUCCUUCCCGGGGGGAAGGGCAGCAGGCUUGACGGCCCACAGAGAAACGGUUCCUGUGGAAUAUCUAAAGUAGCACUGUAAUGCAGGCGUAAGUAUCUCUGCUG
Messenger RNA from Megalops cyprinoides (Indo-Pacific tarpon), 2801 nucleotides. RefSeq names its product long-chain fatty acid transport protein 1-like. The transcript has 12 exons. Lineage: Eukaryota; Metazoa; Chordata; Actinopteri; Elopiformes; Megalopidae. Gene Ontology annotation, cellular component: plasma membrane; mitochondrial inner membrane. The record is from RefSeq and is a predicted model, not a curated record. The coding region runs from base 1 to 1944 and encodes 647 amino acids. Gene Ontology annotation, molecular function: long-chain fatty acid-CoA ligase activity; long-chain fatty acid transmembrane transporter activity; fatty acid transmembrane transporter activity. Gene Ontology annotation, biological process: positive regulation of heat generation; response to insulin; cardiolipin biosynthetic process.